AUUAUCUUUCUCACUCACUCCAAAGUGAAGUGAGUGAGAAGAGUAUACAAUGGCUGAUGUUCCCAUUUCGAGAGAUAAUAUUGUUGGAACAGUAUUAUUACCAGAUAAGGAACAAGAAAACUCUAUCAUAGUAUCCACUCUGGUUCACGUUCUCUCGACAAAUAAUGCUGCUGUUCCUAACCAACAAAGGAAACGGGAAUCAGAUUGGAAACGGGAAUCAGAAGCAGCCACGUCAUCAUGUGGCAGUGGGUCCCUCCCGAUCCAUUAUGAUCCUUACACGUGUCGUGCAUGUAAAAUCAACGGCUGUCUCGGUUGCAGAUUCUUCAUUGAGAAAGAGAAUGGGGAGAAGAGAAAAAAGUACAGGGGGGUGAGGCAGAGAGCAUGGGGAAAAUGGGUGGCUGAGAUACGAGACCCAAAAAGGGCAACUCGUGUUUGGCUUGGUACUUUUGCUACGGCGGAGAAUGCUGCAAGAGCUUAUGAUCAAGCUGCUAUUAAGUUUCAUGGUGUUAGAGCUAAACUCAAUUUUGAAUCCUCUGAUUAUACUGUUAGUGAUGAAAAGAUGCAAAGUGCGAAAGUGAAGGAACAUGUUGGUGAGAUUGCAGGGAUGAAUCAAACAAAAACUACUAUCUUAUCAUUCGGAGCAAGAAGUGAACUAGACUAGAGCGUGUAACAUGAGAAAAAUAAACGUGCUAUGCCUAUGAGUUUCAUGUUGAAUAGACAAUAAGCUCAACGUGUUACUUUGUAUGCGUGAGUUUUGCUAAAUGAUCUUUUCUUCAUUCA
This is a messenger RNA of Lathyrus oleraceus (garden pea), 780 nucleotides long. RefSeq names its product ethylene-responsive transcription factor ERF109-like. The transcript has a single exon. Gene Ontology annotation, biological process: response to stress; positive regulation of DNA-templated transcription. Gene Ontology annotation, cellular component: nucleus. Lineage: Eukaryota; Viridiplantae; Streptophyta; Magnoliopsida; Fabales; Fabaceae. Gene Ontology annotation, molecular function: transcription cis-regulatory region binding; DNA-binding transcription factor activity. The record is from RefSeq and is a predicted model, not a curated record. Bases 50 to 661 code for a protein of 203 amino acids.